Messenger RNA from Zeugodacus cucurbitae (melon fly), 1708 nucleotides. RefSeq names its product intraflagellar transport protein 52 homolog (gene IFT52). Gene Ontology annotation, cellular component: intraciliary transport particle B; centriole; cilium. NCBI's taxonomy places the organism in Eukaryota, Metazoa, Arthropoda, Insecta, Diptera, Tephritidae. Bases 244 to 1545 code for a protein of 433 amino acids. Gene Ontology annotation, biological process: intraciliary transport; cilium assembly. The record is from RefSeq and is a predicted model, not a curated record. The transcript is spliced from 7 exons.
GUAUCCUCAGAAAUAUGUUUUUAUAUGCGCUAAAAAUAUAUUUUGAUUUUGUUUUUGUAUCGUUGUAUAUCAACUUGCUAGUUUUGUGAUUAUCCGGCAUCAUUUCCAAUUCGUAUUGCAUUGAAUUGUUGCUAGGAAACGGAAACGAAUAACACAAGCCGGCGUAUGGAAAGUUCGCUGUGUUAAUUAUACAACAUUUUUAUUAAUAAAAACCCAAUAAAAUUGUUUAAAAACAAUUGAAAAAUGUCAAAAGGUAUUAUUUGCUUCGAUAUAUCUAAAAAUGAACGUUUCCAAUUGGCGGAUAACUACAAAAUGUUGCAUCGCAAACUGAAAGUGAAUUGGAAGGUUGAACAAAGCGAUGGUGAGCUGAAGAAAGAAAGACUGCAGCGUGUUGGUAUCUUUGUGCUGGCCGGCCCACAGGAUCGGUUCACCGAGGAAGAGUUUCAAGUGUUGAAGGAAUUUGUGGAAAGGGGUGGCAAAUUGUGGGUGCUGCUGGGUGAAGGUGGCGAACAGGACUUCAAUACAAAUGUCAACUUCUUUUUGGAGCAAUACGGCAUAUACAUAAAUAACGAUAACGUUGUGCGCCCACAUUACUACAAAAAUUUCCAUCCGAAGGAGUGUAUUAUCGGCGGUGGCGUAGUUUGCGAGUCCAUGUGGCGUCAGCUAAUCAAACAAGAUAUCGAGAAGGUCGAUUAUGAUUUUAGUGAUGAGAAAUAUAAAAUACACUUUCAAUACCCAUAUGGCGCGACUCUAAAUGUUUCUGAACCGGCGAAUGUGCUAUUAAGUACCGGACCUGUUGUUUAUCCGUUUAACCGUCCGCUAGCUGGUUACUACGUUAACGAGCAUGGUGGCAAAAUACUCGCCAUCGGCUCUGGCUACAUGUGGCAUGAUAAGUAUUUGCAGAAUGACAAGACAAACGAUGCGCUGCUAGAAUACUUCAUACAACUUUUGGGCGGCAAUGAAAUACAAUAUACGCACUUGGAUUUCAAUGAUGUGGAGAUCAACGACAACAAAACCUUCACCGACAUCGCCUUCAUCGCCGAUUUACCAAAAGCUUGUCUCAUAGAUUCCAUUGGCGGCACAGAAACACCCGCGGAUUUCAAACAAAUGUUCGACAUGGCAAUCUACACGCUAAGCAAUCGGCUGCUGAAGGAUGUAAUGACGACAUACGAACAGCUGAAUGUCAAAUAUGAACCGUUAAAAAUAAUUAAACCGCAAUUUGAGAUUCCAUUGCCGCCGUUACAGCUAGCGACUUUCCCACCCAUCUUCAGCGAACCCGCCGCGCCGCCACUCGAACUCUACGACCUGGACGAGGUGUUCAGCGCUGCGCGCACUCAACUCGCCAAUAUGACAAGCAAAUGUGUGCAGUCCAUUGCGGCGAAGGAUGCGCGUAGGCCGCUAAAUGCACGUGAAUUGGAGAAUUACAUAAAAGAGUGUGCGCGCAUAACGGGCAUCAUACACGAGCAUCAAGAUGUGCAAGCGCGUGAGAUACUCAAUAUACUAGCGCGGCAGAUUGUUAGUUACAAGCCCUAUGCGGAUGAGUAGUGUGUAUGCUGGAGGCGUAAUCGGAGUGGAGUUGCUUCUAAUGCACUAAGUUACAUUUGAUAAAUAUGAAAUUACCAACAACAAUGCGCACAUACAGAUAAAAAAUUUUCUUGAUUACACUUAAAUUGCAAGAAGUUGGAGUUGACACUUCUUCACUUUGCAC